AUUUCAGUCAAAAUGGCGGUCAAUGUGGGAAUGUGGAACGUUCUUGUAAUGGGUUUUGCCUUCAUGUUCAUUUUUACAGCCUUUCAGACGACCAGCAUGAUCGAGGUGGGUGCAUUUGUUUCAUUUCAUUAAGUUCCUAUUCUAAAUAGGGUGCUAACUGCUGAAAUGAUUAUUUCCCGAUUUAUUUUGUGACCUUGUCAGUUGUCUAAAGCAGCUUGGUCUUUGAACAAAUCAAAACUUUGGAAUUCGUUGGUUUAUUUUACCAAAAGUACUUCACUUUCCAGCUUUUGUAUUUUAUUUUCUCCUGUAAUAAUCUUCCCUAUAUCCUCCUUUUAAGAGAAUUCCAAGACAAAAAUCGAAAAAUCGACCGUGACGAGGUCUUUCGUUAUCACAUCGUUCUACUAGAAAUCAUAAGAUUUCGUACCUGCUACUGCUUUCCGUGUUGCUCUUCCUCUCUCUAAGUAAAUUGAGUCGUCCUUAUGUUUGGUCUCUUUCAAUAUGUUAUAAAAAUAUUGAAAAGGCUUAAAAAUAUAGGUUAUUAGUGAAUACUCAGUCAGUGACAGCAGGCUAAUAGCUAGCCUGAAAGGCGUAAUCCCAUCUCGUCGAUAAUAUAUAGAUUCAGCCAGGACUAAAAGGGAAGCUCUCGAUAAUAUUUAUGGUUUGUUCAAACAAAAUAUAAAAUCGUGUAAUGCUAAGUGGUGAAGGCAAUGCUGGAGAACGGUGAAAAACAACAAUGUGUCUAAUUAGCAAAAAAGCAACUUUGCACGUGCAGCACACUUUUUUUGUAUAUUUCUUUGUCGUUGUUUUGCACGACUACAAGGUGAAACUUCCAGAAACUUCUUAGUUACACGUUUUAUGAAGGAACUGUUGUACGUGUUCUCAUUCACUAUUUUCACUGUCGGUCAUUUUCUCCUUGCAUUGGUGGUCGCUAGUAUUUCUCAUUUUGUCACCGCCGCUACAAAAUUUUCAUGUUGUUCUUCCAACAAAGAAAUGUAUCCUCUGUUUUUUAUCUCUCGCUCUAGAUCUCUGUCGCCCUUUUCCUCAUUGAGUUUUGCUGGCCUGCCGCCUACUUUCUCUUUUUCUCUAUCUUUCUCUGGCUCUAUAGUAAUAUAUAUUAUUCCAAAUUUGUGGACAUGAAAAUUGAUUUAAGCUUAAUGCUUUAGACAAGACGGAUACAGAAACAAUUUUUGCUUUCCAUUUUCGUCUUUAUUGACUCUUAGUUGUCUCUGCUUUACAAGAUGCUGGUGGCAAUGGGAUUUCCUUCCAAAACAACCUUGAUUUACAUUUGGGUUGCCAUACCUGCUGACUGAGUUAUUUUACAUUGGUAUGCCUGUGGUGUGGACGGAUGGGCACUUAGUCAGUGUACGGUCGCGUGAUUACCAAAUUUUCUUGGAUGGGUAGAUUUACUUAGCAAUGGUGCUGUGCUCGCCCACGUGUGGGGCUCCACUAUUAGGUUUUCUGCGUUGAGCGCACAAGGUUCUUCCCAAAUCUACUUCUUCAAUACUCUUUAAUGCAAUUCGAUUACUGUUCGUCUGUCAGGGACGGACAUAUACAAAACCCAGUCUAUGGACCACCCCUUUGGACCUAGUCCAUGGACCACCCCUGUGGACCACCUCUUAUUUUUGAAGAUGAAUUUUUCCUUUGGUGUAAAGAAAUAAUUUAGGAUUAAACCUUAAAUGGAAGAAAUUAUGUCAAUUUAUGAUUGUUAUCAGGAUUAAAGGAUUUUAGUAUCUAUUUUUGUACAUAUUAUUUUACAAUUGUAAGUAACUAUACUACUUUACAAUUGUAAGUGGCUUCAAGGCUGCUGCCUAAUGGGUGCCCAGUCACCAGAGGCACCUACAAUUUACCCUCAGGCGACCAAAAUUUCAAACAGGGAGCCUGGAGGGGUGCCUAAAACUUGAUUCUCAGGCUAAAUUUUGAUGAACAAACAACAAAAUUGUGAUAGGUCAAAAGGGAGACUUAGGUUUCGAGAAGUGUGAAUCAAGUUUCGAGGAUCUGGUCGAGGCUGUGAACUUAAGAUACAUAUAUGUGCAUGCAUUAGCACUCUUUACACUGCAGCUGGGGUGACAGGGAAUCUCAAAUUACCUUGAUGUUUAAGUGUCAUGGUGGGACAUAACAUGCACUACAGGGUGAGGUUUUUUCCCCUUCGCCACUUUAGAAGCAAGAAGAGAGCUGGAGCUGGAGCUGGAGCUGAAAUGCAUCCAACAAUUGUUUCUUGUAUUAUUAUGGGGGGCACCCCGCUCUAUUGGCCAAUUUUUUCCCUUUCCCUAGUAACAGUCCCAGUGGUCUUUAACUCAUCCCAGUUUCCCUCUUGUGUCUAAAUUGGGGAAUAUUAACUAGACGAUAAUGAUCUUAUACAGUGGAACCUCGAUUUAACAAACCUCUAAGUAACGAAGGCCUCAAUGUAAUGAGCAAUUUUUUUUACCCCAAUAAUGGUAAAAUAUGUGAAAAAGAACCUUGAUAUAACGAAACCUCGUUAUAACGAACAAAUUUUUGUCAGUCCCUUGGUCCUUCGUUAAAUCAAGGUUCCAUUGUACAUAUCAUAGUAAGUCUGUGGGCUUGGUACCUUUUCUGGUGGGACAGCCAGUUCAUGCAACUACCACUCUCUGCGGAAUCAGAUCUAAGUUCAGCUAGCAUUUCUAAACAAUUAUUAUAUGUGUAAAACCAUGUUGUCCUUCAUUUUACCAUUUCAGUUUUUUUAUGUUUGUCUUGAUGUAAGCAAGGGUCCUUACCUACACAGACGUGCCAAAGCAUGGGUCUCACUAAAAUUGAGUGCUCAACAAUAUUAAUUUUAUUUUGUAACAUUUUGUAUGUAAUUAUUCAUCAGCCCACAGUCCUGCAGAAAUACAGGAACAGUACUGACCCAGAAAGUAAGAAACAAGUCUAUUAAUUUAUAUAUUGUAUUUUAUUUAAUGGGUUAUUCCAGAAAAAAUCCAAACCCCCACGACCGAAGGCAUGGUUUUUUGACCCCCCUAUCCACCUGGAUUUCCAAAACUGCUUGAGGCCCCCUCCCCUCAGGAUUUCCAAGUUCAAAGACCCCCCCCCCCUUCCCCACCCAUCUGGAUUUCUAUAAAAUUGUUAGACACUGUGAUUUUACUUUACACUCAAUGUAGAAGAAUCCUUUUAGGCACUUAGAUGAUCUUUUUAUUAAAUAAGUUUCAAUUUUUCCAUGAACUCUGUGUUUGUUGGGAAUGUUAAGAUUCCAUUUUCACAUCUUCGAUUCUACAAACGUAACGAGGGCAAACCUAUGGAUCGUCUGUAGUUUGAAAGAAUAAUAAAAUUUGAAAAGGCAAAGGAAUUAUUUGAAAACUUAUCGAUUGAAGCAGUUGAAACAUUGAUGAAAUUGAAAGUUACCCCCAAGGAUGUAUUUUUAGGUUCAGAGCCCCCCUCUCCUCUGGAUUUCCACAGCCGUUAACUCCCCCCCCCCCUCUUGUGAGAUUUUCCAGCAUGCCUUCUGUCAUGGGGGUGUGGAUUUUUUCUGGAAUAACCCAAUUUACCUGUGCCAGCUGUUGACAGGGCAACUACAACAGUGCCAAUAACAGUCCCCUUCUCUCAUGAAAAGUGAAUUACACAGUCAAGGUCAACAUCCUCUACCUUUAUUCAUAAAGCAGUGCGAGUUUUUCUAAGUCCCACCUGAAUUGCACAAAGAGUGAAGGGAGGUCUUCAGUGGUAAUGGCUGAAUGUCACCACUUGAGGGCAGUACUGUACAGACCCAACUUGGUAGUCUGGCAGUGUUAGCUAUUUCUUCCAUAAUUUUUAACUUUUACAAAAUGGCUCGCAAUUUACAGACUAUUUUAUUGUUACUGUUCGUACCAUGAAUGCUCAAAUAAUAGUGCCCAGGGCGCUUAUUUAAUGUUCUAUGGUGAGAGGGGCUGCUCAUUCGCAUUAAUUUUGUUUAUCAAUUUUUGGCCUCAAAAUGGCACUAUCGUUAUUUCUUGUUAACCCAAACUGUAACAUAUAAAAAUUCAAAAACAUUGUAGAAAAUUACCUGUUGUGAAACUUGAAACGUUCGCAAGAUGUUUUCCUGUUGCCCGUCAGAAAUGGAUUGUACCUCUUCCAAUUAUAGAACAGUUCUAACAAUGCAUUUGGUAUCAUGAAAUGUUUUGUAUAAAAGGGCAAACCUCUGGUUAAUGUUCUAGUAUGAAUGUCACAUUCAUUUAAAGUACAGUAUACGUCUUGUAUAUAUCGUACCGAGUACAGAACCUCCUUUUUUCUCUGGGGUGGGGGGGUAUUUGAUGAGGGGUGCAGUGCUUAUUCUUAUAGUUGUAGAGAUAAAUAAUCUGUAAAUAUACAUGUUACAAUAAGGUUAUGAUAUAUUACUUUUCAGGAAGGAUAAAUGGAUAUGUAAGGUAGGUUUGAUGUUAUGACAUUACUAUAUAAUAAUAAUAAUAAUAAUUUAAACAUAUUUAUGCAGGAUUGCUGCUUCAGUUUUAAAAAAAACUGCUAUCAAUGCAGGUCCUGUAAAAAAUUAAAAAUGAAAAAAUAAAAAUAAAAAAGAUUUAAAAUAUAGAUAAAAAUCAAAUCACAAUAUUACAAAAUAGUCACACCAAACGAAAGAUCGAACAGUUAUAAAUUCUAAGAAUUAUUAAAAAUUAUUAAAAAUUUUCGCACCUUUGUAGAUAUGACAUGUGUUGAGGCCUCAAAUGUAAUAAGUGACCCUAAAUGUAAUAAAGGUCCUAAUUGUAUUAACUUUUGGCCCCAAAUGUAAUAAAGGUCCUAAAUGUAAUAACUUUUGGCCCUAAAUGUAAUAACGGGUCCUAAGUGUAAUUCUUUCAGCUCUUAUUAUGCUUAUGGUCAUAAGAAGAUUUCAUAGUGUUGGCUUUCAGCCUUGUUACAGGUUAACUGAGCGCAUGAAUGUGUGUAGGGAAGAAUCACUAAAUACACCAGGCAGAUCCCCUAUAUAGCCAUUUGAGUAACAACUUAUUAUUAUUCAUGUGGUGAACUCCUGGAAAAAAAAGUUAGCAUAAAAAUUCACUUCAAGAAGUACUCCUGGUAGAAAUUAAAAUCAAAGUCAGGAAGUCCGAAAAACUAUCAAGAUAUACUGCCCUUAAUAUCUUGCUGUUUAUAUAUAACUUCGUGUUCACAGCAUUCUGUAUGGACCGACCGAUAUACUCUUUUGGAAAAUGAUAAAAAAAAACCAUUUCUUUUUUUGGCGCAACAUUAAAAAACCCCAUAGGCAAAAGUAGUUAAUUUACUACGACUGUUUCUAAUGCACAUUAAUACUUCCUUCAGAUCAAUUACUAAAUUACUACUGUAUUUUGAAAACUUUUGUGUAGAUUCCAGUUGUUUAUAACUCGCUUUUUACGAUGUAGGGAUCAUGUAGUAGGAAACACGAUCGAGACGUAGUUAAUUUAUAAGUGUUUCUCCUACUUCUUGAGCACUCUAGCCGCUUUUUAAGUUUAUGAAUAUCUAUGAAAACUACAUUAGGGCGAAGAAAGUGAAUCACCUGGGGAAUCGCCAGCUGGCUAUAAAAUUAAUAUCGCAUCAGACCGUCGCAUGUUUCAGUCAGCGACUUUAUCAAGUUUGGGGUUGUUAUACUACAUACAUGCAGUAUACUGUUAAGACUUCCAUUACAUUUAGGGCUAAAACCUAUUAUUAAAAACUGAAUCAUUGGAUAAUGCAAUUCUAGCAUUUUGAUUGGCUUAGCCGUUAUGGUAUAUGAGCUAUUAUACCAUGCUCUCCAUAUAUGGUCGGUGUACGCGUCAGUUUAAAAUUGGAAGCUAGCUGAGAUUUUUUUUCGCGAAGGAUAGAACGGCGCCUGAAGCAAAUCGUUUUAAUUCAUUUCUUGGAAUACUAGGAAAUGCAAUUUCAACGAAAAAAAAAAGACAAAAACAAACAAAAAAGCCACAAGAGCUUGUUUGAAAGUUUGUCGAAAAACACAUGAAAACACAUGGAACUAUUAAAAGUACCUUGACCAGCUACGAAAGAAGACAAGUGCUGUUUCUUCAUGAUCGCGAAGCCAUUCGCCCAUCGAGUCACUCGCCGAUAGAUAACUAUGGCUUGUUUAUUCGACAUCAAGAAUAUAAAUCACAAGUAACCAGCUACAAAUACAGGCUAUGCAGCCAUUCACUAGUCAGAGCAAUCGAGGGGGCAGUAUCUAGCUUCUUUUCUCGUUCAGCAAAACCAGCUCGUGGCUUCAAAUAACUUCAUAACAAGCGACCGAGGUAAUAGUUUUUCUCCGUUAUUCUUACUUUUAUAACUGCACCGAAAAUCCAACGUCACAGUAAUUUCGACGGCUGGCACUUAAAAAUUCUUUUCCUUCACAUUAUCUGCCAGGUUUUUUUAGCUGUUCUGCUGUGUAAAAUCCUAGAAUCCCGAUGAGUUUUUAAAAAACUAAUGUUCAUCGCUACAAUGUUUUGAUUUUUCAUUCAUGCAGUCCAGGCAGUCCGUUCGUGCGUUGACAGUUUUGAUAGACGUGUGACAUGUGAAUAGCGGAAGUCCCUUGUCUUUUCCGGUUUGUUCUAGUCGGGGAGAUUCAACGAGAUUUUGUGGGCGUUUUUAAUAAAACAAUUAUUCCACUCGCGCUUGUUGGAUAUGAGAUGAUUAUAGCCAACUCGGCGCAAUGCGCCUCGUUGGCUAUCUAUCAUCUCAUAUCCAACGCGCCCUCGUGGAAUAAUUGUUAAUUACACAUAUAAUAUAUAUAUUAUGAGACGCUUUAUUACAUUUAGGGCCAAAAGUUGUUACAUUUAGGACCUUUAUUACAUUUAGGGCCAAAAGUUAUAACACUUAGGACCUUUCUUACAUUUAGGGUCAUUUAUUACAUUUGAGGCCUCAACAACAUGUGUUACACGUAAGUUUCAUCUGUAGUUCAGGGCUGUGCUCUAGCCGAGCCCUGUGGUCCCUGGUACCUGACUUUUGCUCUCGGGUGACUAGAAAAUCUUGGUUUUUUCAUACAAAUCCAAGGCUGUGUUCUAAGGAAAAUUGAAGGGAGCCCAGUGUUCUGAAACUGUGAAAUCUAGGGCACCUAGAAAAUUAUUUGUAUGAAAAAGACUAAGAUUUUCUGGUCACCCAAGAGCAAAAGUUAGCGGCCAGGGACCACUGGGCUCUGCUAGAACACAGCCCUGCAAAUCAUAUUGGGCACCCUGGAUUUUACAGGUUCAGAGCACUGGGCUACCUUCAAUUUUUUCUCAGAGUGCUCACAGUCUUGUUGUUCAGUAAUGGUACAGAACAAACCAUCUAUGCUUAAUCCAGGAUUACAUCUUAAUGACUUCACUAAUAAUUGUGUUGUAUUGACCUUUUGAGACAUACGUUCACUCGGGAUGUAUAAUUUGUUUCUUGAACUUUGCGAAACAAAUAACAUUCAUAGAUAAAAUUACAGGUCUUGAUAGAAGAAUUCAGACCUCAAGUAAUGACAGUAAUGACAAACAAUCUUUUAGCUGAUUGGCACCUGAGGCUCAAGUUUGUGGAUGACAUGUCUGCCAUAGAAAUACUACCCGGGAAGUCUGCUCAAUUCGGCGGUAUCUGACAUUCACAAUUUUUCUAUGGAUCACAAGAUGAGACUAAAUCCUAUUAAAUACAAUGUAAGGAGAUGUUAAUUAACUUUACUCUGAGAUCACAAAAUUACAUCUUACACCUGAAAUUUUCAGACUUUUAACUGUGUUUUCACAAUUCUUGUGAACUUUGACAUUUAUUUUCUCGGACUGCCAUGAGAAAUUUUCUUUGGUGUUAUUACAGAGAUGUAAUUAUUACAUCUCUAGCAUUUGAAAAAUGUAAAAAAGAAUGCAAUAUUCUUUAAAUUAUUCUGGUACAAGGUUUUUGUCCACUGAAAAGUAAAAUUACUCAGUUUCAUGGUGGAUUCUGUCUUAAUUACAUCCAAAAUCACUAACGAAUAUGUUUGUUGUGUGCUGUUGUAGCUUGGGUAUCAUCUAUUCCAUGUUCACUGUUGCUAACUGGCUUGCACCAUCUUUUGUUGGUUUAUUUGGACCAAGAGUAUCCAUGAUAGUUGGUGGCAUCUGUUAUGCGUAAGACAUUUUUAAUUUAACUUCUGAAUUUGUAACAAUUAUUGAUAGGAUGAGUGGAUAAAAAUCCCUAUGAAGAGUCUUGUGAUCAAAUUAAUGUUACAUUCUUCCUUUGUUUCAUUCAAGAAAACAAUUAUUGAAAGUUUAAGAAUCUUAGAGUUACAGUAUUUACAAGUCAUAAGGGGCUUUUUCACUAGGCACCUAUUCCAUUAUAGUGGUACCUUUAGAAUAACUAUUAAAUAACUAUUAAUAUUAAUUAUUAAGGAAACAAUUUUUAAACUAUAUAUAUUAUUAUAUAUAUUAUGUUGUUUGGCAAAAUAAUAUCUAUUGUAUAGUUUAAAGCAAAUCUUGUUAAAUUAAUGUAUUCAACUCGUUCACUGCUGAACUGCCCAUAACCACCUGUGCCUUGCAUUGUAUCUGACAUUAGCAGUUUUAAUUGUCAUGGGUCAGUGGAAAGAAAUCUUUCAAACCAUACCUAAAUAAAUUACAAUCUAUCAAACAGGUUAGAGAAAGUGCUUGACUUACAGUGUUUUUGAGCAGUUUUCAUUCUUUUUGGUAACCAGAAAAUGGCUUUACUAUUAUAGCAGUGUCAAAAGUUAAUUUCUGGACAAAAAAUUCUCAGCGUGAAUGGAAUAAUAAUGUAUAAAAGAGCUCUGAAAAAGCAAGUGAAUAAACAAAAUAAGUAAACAACCGAAAUUACAUGUAAAUAUGGUAAACAAGUAGGAAGCUUCUUCAAGCUUUGGACAUUAUUUAUUUUUUCACAGUUGCGUGAGUACACUGUAUAGUCUCUCAGGUUGCAGUGCAAUAAGUAUGUGUAAUCAAAUGGUGACGAGUGAAAGUAGGGAAUAAUUUCACGUGUGUUUUGUCCCAAUCUUAAUUAUUAGCUGAGCCGUUAACAACCGUGUAUAAAUAUUAUGGGUGAAGAAUUACGUUCUCAAUCAUGGAUUUUUGACAGGUUUAUUCCAGUUUUAUCUAAUCGAUGUAGAACUCCAUGUUCUCCAUCAGUUUAGAGCUUACACUUUGGCUUAAGUUCAAAAUUUUCAGAAUAUUGCAACAAAAUACUUGUAAGAAUCCUUGAUGUGCUCUUUUGUGCAUUAAGGUUUUCUAAAGCUUCUAAUUUAAUGUCCUGACAUUUUCAGUCAUAAACUUUUAAAACUUUGUUGCCAUCUUGGUACUGAGAUGUGCACAAAGUUGUCAUCAUGGCAAUAAAUUUUGUAAUUUCACUUCUGAAAUCAUAAAUUAAUUGCUGAAAUUUUGUGCCAAAAUUAGGGAGUAAUUCCUCACCCUUGAUGUUAAAGAGGAAAACUGUUAAUGUUAAAAUUGUAAUUAGUAUUAAUAAUUAUCCAUGAAGUUGUGAUUUUUAAACAAUCACUCAUGUUAAUGUAAUAUUAUUGUAUUUUUAUCCUAUACAGUUUGUUUAUUGCAAGCCUCAUUGAACCAAGGGCCUGGAGUUUGUAUCUUGGGUCCAUUAUUAUUGGAUAUGGAGCAAGCGGUAGGUCAAUUGAGUUAUAAACUAAGUAGAUUCAAGGCUGUGCUCUGAGUAAAAUUGAAGAGAGGCCAGUGCAGCAAACCUGUAAAAUCUAGGGUGCUCAGUUUAUGACUUACAUGAAAAAAGAUUUUCCUCUGGCCCGAGAGCAAAAGUUGGCCGCCAGGGGCCACCGUUCUCCUGCUAGCACACAGCCCUGCAGAAUAAAAAUGUAAUGAUUUUAACGUAUGGUUCACAAUCAAGUCACAAGUGGAAUGUUAUGAAACAUUAUUUUGUUAUUAUUUUAUUUUUAGUAAUAUGGACUGGUCAAGGAAAUUUUUUGACUAUAAAUUCAACUCCUGACACAAUUUCCAGAAACAGUGGAAUAUUUUGGGCACUGCUACAGUGCAGGUAUGUGUGUAGUUUCUUACAGUAGCUGGGCCAACUUGGAAUUGAGGACUAAACAAAGGAAGUUACGAAUCAAUCUAAUUGUGGGUAAAAUCAAAAUUAACCUGAAAUCAAAUGUAAAUUGUAACGUAUAUACCAUAGUUAUGAUUAAUUUAGACUUUUAACAAAGCUUUAUGUUUUUGUUGUAGCUUGCUCUUUGGAAAUAUGUAUGUCUACUUUCAGUUUAAGGGUGAAGAAACAGCAAUAAGUAAGUAGGUGGAGUACUAAUAUUAUGAUUAUCAUUGAUCAUUCAAAAUAUUUUACUGUUUCUGAUUGGCACAAAGCCUCUGGCUAAUUCCUCAUAACCAACUGGCAUUGACCAAAUUUGCAAGUUGCGAGUAAUAUACCAUUGAUUCAAUGGAAUAUUGACUUGGAAACGAGGUUGGUCAGAUUAUUGACUUUGAAAGGAGGUUGCUUGGGCGAUAGACCAGCGAUCAACUUUGUUUCCAGGUGCAGCAGCUUAACUGUUUAUUCGUGAGUGAGCUAAAGAAAAUGUUGUUCACGUGGCUAUCCAAAAACGAAAUACGUGUAGCUGAAUUUCUGACUGAAACUGAAUGGAAGGAAAGCAAGAAUAUGCAAAACGUAUCGCUCAGUAGAUGCUAUCCACUUUUUGAGGAGUAUCUGCAAAAAAAUACCUGUGUUUAUAUUUUGAAACUGUGCCAAAGGCCAAAGUUUAGAAGAAAGUCUACCAGCAGGUAAGCUUAUUAAGAACUUAAAAAUAUUUUGGAUGAAUAAUAAACAAUUGUUGAAUUCGGCUUUCGUAUGAUGUGAAGAAUUAUGCUGAUCUCGGAUGAUGUUAUCCGCCUGGGCCUUCAGCCUUGGUGAAUAACAUCCCCUUCGAUCUGCAUAAUUCUUCACAUCCUACUCAGCCUCAUUCGAUAAUAAUUGCUUAAUGUAACAAGGUCUUUUAAUGGGCAAGAGCAACAAGUGACAAAACUGGUGUCACUACACUAGUAAGUGAAUCAAUUUCAGUGCUGAACUAUGACAGCAACAAUAAAUAUAUACACUGGAAUAACAGAAUGCAAUGGGAAAAAAUAUAGCGGACAAAAAACAAGCAAAUCAUCCAGUUGGCCAUGGCAAUUAAGUAUUAGUAUGACAGUUGCACUGUUGUGUUAACCUACAUGUUUAUCUAUUAAGGUAAAGAACGUUGACCAUUUUGUCAUUUUUUACAAGGUGACAGUGUGAGAAGAACAGUAUAUACAGUAUUCACCACUGUGUGUGGCCUAGGAAUAUGCCUUUUAUUCCUCCUGCGUAAGCCAAGAGAUAUGGUGAGUGUAACAUGUCUGCUGUGGUGACCUGUUUGAUUUAAUCAUCCAUAACCAGCGAUUACACCAUGCCAACAAGGAAUUGUAUUAUAUGGCUGGAAAAUUUAAGACUUGUUUCACUAUGCAUGUACAAUGCACCUACCCGUACCUAAUUUUUUCCAGGGUUUUUGGCAUUUUUGUGGAAACGUUUACUUUGGGGGAAAAAAAAUGAAAAAAGUGCUCUUUAUUUGAGACGGGACCGCAAUUUUACUUGGUCAUCCGAGCCACGUGAAGGUCUAGCCAUUUGCAGGACAAAGGCAGUACCUUCAUUUCUCAGUCAUUUUUAAGACCCUGAGUAUUGGUCCGGCCCCAGCAAUCAAACCCAUAACCUCCCGCUCUUUAGUCAGUGCUCUACCGACUGAGCUAAUCCUGCUGCGGUUAAAGACAUAGCACUUGUACAAGCUCCACAAAAUAAAGGAGGAACAGAAGUGAAAGAAAAAAAUUGAAAAGUCCUUUGUGCCACCCUCAGAACUUAGCAAGUGAGCAUUGCUGGGUUAACAUGUAGACUAAGAUUACAAGCUUACUUUUAACUUGUUUUCACAGAUACCAGUAAGCAGGGAUGAACAAGACAGGGAACUGAGUCAAAAUAUCAGGUAAAUACGAAACUGGAAAUUAAUGUUCCUCUUGUAGUGACAAAUGGCUUUACCUGUUAAUAUUAUCAUAGACUGCACGUUUUGCACAGAUAAUUUUGUUUUCCUGCCUAUAGGGAUGAACAAGACAUGGACCUGAUCAGUCAAAAUAUCAGGUGAACAAUUGUAUAACGAAUUGUUCAGCCAUAGAACCUCUGUACAUGCCAGGUGUUAUUACAGGGUUGGUUGACCCGAUGCAGGUCAGGCAGCCACUCUUCGGGGGAUUGAUUUAAACUUGACACUAGCGUAUGACAAGAAAAAUAACUGUACAUAUCUUUUAUUUUUAAGUGCAAGACACUUUAUACCAUUUUAACACCACAAACGACUUCUGUGGUAAUCGAUUGUUUGCAACGCUCAGCUUCUUUUGUGAACACAAUAAUCUAGAAACUAUGCUUCAAUGCCAUGCACAAUAUGUUGCCCUUUGAUCUCUAGAAUCUUCUCUACUUAAAAGUAGCCAUACUUUACACUUUAUGGUAGCUGGUAUUAGCUAAAUGCCAAAAGGACAAUUAUAAUAUCUUGAUAAACACGUAUACAUGUAUGUGUAUAUUAUGUGCCAUUUAUAUGUCAAAUAUUUUUCUUUAAAAAAACACAGACUGAAGAUAUGUGAUAUUCAAGGACAAAAUGUUAAAGCUCCAUCCCUGGCAUGGACACUGUCUCCCAUGCAGGGAACUCACAGUAACGAUAAAUGUCCAACAAAAGCCAAUGUUGCUUUUUAUUGAGUGAGCAAUAAACUGCCACCAGACAAAUAACAACCUAUUUACCGAUAGCCUGAAAACGUAAAUUUGUGGUCUUUGAUACAUAAAUUACAGUGCAACUGUAUGUUGGCAUUUACGGUAACACAGCUAUAUUAUGUAACUGUUAUUUACUUGUUUGUUUGAUUUUAUUCACAUCAGAAGGUCAAACAGUGUUAACUCCGCAAGAAGAACAGCCUUAGAAUCAUUAAGUAAGUGAAUCAUUUCUCCGGGGACACAGAAAUUGGCACAUAAUAAUUUGUACUCUAAUACUACAGACAAAGGAAUCAUAAUGAUUGGCAGUUUCAAAUAAUUUUUACUUAGUAAACUUGUAUGCUUUUUUUUCUACAGAAAUUGCAGUCAAAUUAUUUUUCACAAAGGACAUGUUGUUGCUUAGCUUGUGUUUUGCAUAUACAGGUGUGUACAUUCAAUUAUUUGAAUAAUCUCAGUGAUCUGACUCAAGCACUCAGAUGUUGGUGCAUUAUCAUCAUUGUUCAGCGGCUGCAUAGGCAGUCCCAGUCUUGAGCAAGCUCUGCAAUUUGUUUGGGUUGAAGGAUGUUAUGUAAAAAUCCUUCAUGAGCAGCAGUUGUUAGAUGUAUUAUUUAAGGAUAGACAUUGCUUUGUUGAUGGCCUUUGGUCUUUAUUGGCCAUGACUUCUUCAAUGUUAUUUUUUAUGCAUGUUGAUAGAGCAUAGAAUAAUAAUAGUAAUAUUAUGAUAAUGAUAAUAAUAAUGAUAAUAAUAAUUUUAAUAAUUAUUAUAUUAUAGCACUAUUUACAUGAAAAUAAGCAAUAGCACUUUACAAUAAUUCCUUUAGUGAAAAAUCUUAUCUAAAAUGAUAAAAAUAUACAAAGUAAAAUGUAAAAUACAAUUGAAUAAAAAAAUAAUUAAUUAAUUAUUUAAUAAAAAAUAAAAUUAGUCUAACCUGCCCGAAAAAGGUGAGUCUUUGCAUUUAAAAAAGAUUUAAUGACUGAAUAUUGUACAAUUCGGCGGGCAAACUAUUCCACAGACAUGGUUCUGCAGCAGCAGCAUGAAAGGAUCUGGCACUGAGCAUAGAAAGCAAUUUUUCUCUUAAAGCAGCUCCAGUAAAAGACUUUUGUUUGAUCUAAGAUUGUAAGAGGACUUCGGCCUGACACUAACUAAAUCACUAAUAUGACUAAUAUUAACUAAUAACUAAUAUUAUUAUGGGUGAAUGAUACAUGUGGGUAAGCAUUAUUUUCUUCUGCUGUUUUAAAGUUAGGGUGUUGGCCAGUUGUGCAACUGGUGAACCUUAUUUGAAAUUCUCCUUAACGCAACCACUUGUCUUUCCGUUUGGUGUGAUGGGCUAAAUACAACCUGUAAUCUGUAAUUGUAUUUUUUGUACUGUAGGUUUUGAACUAACCUUUUUCAGUGGUGUGUAUGGUACAUGUGUAGGUAAGUUAUAAAAGUUUACAUUCUACUAGUGAGGGGUUUUGCUCACUUUACUGUCAGAUGUUGUAACUUUUUUAUUCCACUUUUAUCUCACUGCAAGAAAACUGGAAAUGAAAUAGGUACAUGGCGAUCUUAGCAUUGUUGCUCUUACCAGGCCGCAGUCUUGUUGGGUUUCUGCUUAAAAGUAUACACAGGGCAGUAAAGCCAAGUGGAUGCAUCCCCAAGUGAUGGUGCCUGAUAGGCUUGGAAGUUUUUUUUAGCAGACAAGCAAGGAAACAUUUUGGCAUAACUAAAAGCAGUUCAUACACAUAAAAUUAUAUUGUUUUUAAUAAGCAACAUUGACCUUUGAUGGUCGUGCAUAAUGUGGUGUAGUGGCAUGUGACUACUUUCUUCAACCACAAAACAUUUUUCAACCUUGAGUAGUAACCUCAGACCAUUAUUAUGGAGUAUAGGGCCGUGACAUGGUUGUCGUGGUAAACCACCACCUAUUUGUUCCCCUUUUUUUCUCUUUUUGCCCUUAUUUUUUCAGAAGAAGGGGCCAUGGGGCUACCCAAAUAAAAUUCUUUGUGUAAAGAACACUGCAGCAUAAUGUUGGGAAUUGGCUGAGAUUUUAUAAUCAACCAUCAGAAAUAAUCGAGUUGACCCAGCUGAUCGCUCAUCAAGUAUAAUCAGAAAGUCUGAUAUCCUUAUUAGAAUUCCAUUUUCUUUCACCUGUGUGCAAUUCAAAGUAAUACAUAUAAACUUCAGAUGUUUCGACUCAAUGCCACUUUCAAAUUACAUGUAAAAACAGGCCUCAUUGUGCCAUGAUUUCGAACACAACAAAAAGAAAACGAUCAUCAGUGGAUUAUAGCUGCAUUAUGAGUUUUUUUUUAAGAAAACAUGAAGUUUUGAUAUUCACAGUCAUUGACAUUUGUAUUGUGUUAUCUAAUUUAGGCAACACACUUCACUUUCACAAUUCCAAGCGUCUGAUUGGACUUGUAGGAAUGCUUAUUGGUUGUGGUGAGAUAACUGGUUAGUGAAAGGAGUAUGUAGUUUAUUGAUUCCAUUUUCUGAUUGUUACCAUUACAUUACAACGAACUUUCCCCUCUAUGACCUCCCUUCCACAACAUUGGAUAACGUCAGUGUUGCAUCCUGCCUCAUUGAGAAAACAUCGAACGUUUGGGUUUCCUUUUAUGAUCCUAAUGUACAUAACCUUCCGACAUACAAAACUCCGUUCAGUUUCUAGGCUCAGGGUGGCACCUGAGAAUUCAAAGGAAAAUUUUUGAAACUGAAAAUAAAUGUAGAAAGCACCAUUAUAAUAAUUAUCUGUUUCCCACUACAACACCCCUACUUUAAAGCUCUGUGAACUAGAUAAUACAUCUCGGAGCUGGAAAAGCAGGACACUAACAAAGAUGUAAGUUGCUGUCUUGAAGACUUGAAGCCUGAAUAGGAAACCAGAAAUAAGAGACAAAUACCUAUUAAACUGUAACAAGCUACAUGUCUCUAAAUUUCCGUCCACAUGACAACAGACAGAAUACUGUGGAAGGACCAAAUUCUAAAUUUUACUGUAUUUUUUCAGUAAUCAUGCAGCAUAACCAAUGGAGUCAAAUAGUGAUUGUUUUUGGGUAGAACUGCUUAAUUAUUAGAAAUAUUAUGACUGCUAGGAUGAUUGAUUUUUCUUGCCAAAUUUUCUUAACAGGAGGGUUAGUGUUUGGCAUAUUUGGCAAGAGAAGUAAUAAGUUUGGUAGAGAGCCUAUUGUACUUUUUGGGAUGCUUGUUCACUGGAUCUGCUUCCUCUUGAUCUUUCUUAAUCUUCCCGACAUAUCCCCCAUACAAGCAGUUGGAACUACAGCUGAUUACAAUGUAUUUUCUAAACCCAGGUAAGAAAAGUACUUUGGCAUCAACAUGUUUAUUUUCAUCCUAUUUUGAGGAUGGGAUUUACUGGUAUUUGAAGGCUGCACGUAUGAAUUAAGAAACCUCUUAUUUGCUUUCCUGCGAGCAGAGGUUUCUUUUGAUCUUGGUUUCCACAAUUGCAAAAUCGUUCACAUCAUUGGGAUUCGCGUAGAAGGCUCGUUUACUUCUCCUAGAAGGGACGAGGAAUUAGCGGGGGAGGCAAGCCAACUACACCAUGCCAGUGACCGCAAUGCAAACGACUUUGUAAGAGCUGAAAACCAUGCCGGCAAGAAACCCUACUGGACAGGGUGCUGAUUUGCCAGUGACAAUGAAAGCACUCUAUGUUGCUUCAGUCUUUUUCUUUGUUUUAUUAAAAAACGAUAAUGUCAGUGAUACAUGUUUAAGUAAGAGAUGUUAGUUUAAUAUGAAGUUCUACGUCGUUGUUUUGAUCAAAGCAAAUGCCAACAGCUCCCCAAUUAAAAUAUCAGCUGUAUUAUUUGCACUGCAAUUGUUGAAAAUGUUAGUGGAAGCCUUUUUCUCUCUGCUAACAUCUCUGAUUUUAUAUAAUUGCAGCUUACCGGUGGCAAUUCUUUGUGGUUUCCUGUUAGGACUUGGUGAUAGCAGUUUUAAUACACAGGUAUUGCGAUAAUAACAAUUCAUUUUCAGAGAUUGUUCCCUUCAUAGACCCCUAAGCAGUACUUACCAAACCCUUCCAACUUUUUACAUGGGCCAGUUAGAGAAAAUCUAUCGACACCAGCGGAAAGAGCUCCUUAGAAUUAGUAAAAUUACCACAUUUGAAAGUGGUAUCUUAAGCGAGCGAAGAUAUAGGUCCGCAAAGUUGUGGAAAUUUACAGUCGUUUGUUUUUAUUUUAUUUUAUAUUAUUUUAUUAGAUUCGCCAAUUAUUGGUAGGGUCACGGCAACAGCAUGACGCCAAUUACUGCGGGCCCGUAACAGUCCCUCCCCCCAUGAGAGAUAGACCACCACACCGGGGAGUACGUCCCCUACUCUUUACGAAGUGUGUGGGUUUUUUAACGUCCCACAGAAUUUAUAUAUGCAAGGGUUGUGAGACGGGGCCUACGGUUUAUCGUCCUUAUCCGAGAAGACUAGAAAGUCUAAACGUUUGCAGAUGUCUUUACAAAGGCGGUAAUUUCUCCUCAGUUAUUUAAAGACCCUGAGUGUUGGUUCGGCCGGGACUUGAACCAGCGGCCUCCCGCUCGGCAGACCGGCGCUUAUCCAACUGAGCUAACCGGGCGGCCCCCCCAUCAUACAAACGUCUGUAAAAUUUCGCGAUUUUGAGGAGCUAUGUCUUGGUUAGUUUUCAACAAAUCACUUUCAAACCUGGCAAUUUUUACUUAUUUUAGAGCGCUCUUUCCACUGGUGCCGACGGAUUUUCCCAAAGUUGCCCGCGUUUAAAGUUGAAAAAAACCUUGUUAUUUCGUGAAUAGAAGCCUGGGAAAAAGAUAUUCCAUCAUAAACAACUACCACAAUAUCUAAUAUAGAACAAUGUUAUGAACUAUUAGCAUCAUAUUUUCCGAGAUAGAUCUUGGGGAAGGAGAGCAGCAAAGUAUUAAAAUUUUGUGAGAGUAAAAAGUUAUUAACAUAUUCAAACUGGAACUGCCGUAAUCACUCAUGAUUGAUAUCCCUUGUACUGCUUGUGAUUAUCAUCAGUUUCAACGGUCAUAGACAACUAUGUGUGGAAUAAAAGCAACACAAAAUACCAUAAAAUUAGUAUAGGUAAUAGCAUGAUUAGUAGUGAUAUUUGGCAUAAAUACCACGAGUGAUAUUUCAAAAUUGUUAUACGUAAUUUCACAAGCCGGUAGACUAAUUAAAUUUGCGACAAUUUUGAAAAAUCACGAGUGGUAUUUAUGCCAAAUAUCACGUACAAAGUAUGCUAUUAUUUGUUUAUACUACUAUCCGCAAAAGGUUUGUAAUUUUCACAUGUAGGUAUUUCUAAUUAAGCUGAAAUACCACUGCUCUAAGCCAAUUUCUCAUGUAGUGGUAUAAACCCGAGAAUUCUAAUGAAACUCUUGUUGCACUACCCACCUGCACUUUCUUUGGUUUUGCCAACAUCUUUCCUCUUGCUGAAGUGAAGCUUAACCCUUUAAACCCUAAGAUGCAAAUUUGAAUUCUCAUUUGUCGCCCCAAUUCAUUUCCUACAGAAGUAGUGGGGAGAAGUGGUUAAAAUAUCAAACAAAUUCAUCUUGUGUGAUAAUGUCUGUAAUUCUCAUGACCACUCUGUUUAACAAAGCAUUGAUAUUACAAGGAGAAAUUUGAUGCUGAUCACUCUUAGGGCUUAAAGGGUUAACAAAAAUGCCUAGCAAAAGACAAAGCAGGGCUAAGAAAGUGACAGAAGCACAGAGAAGAGAAAGCGGAGGGUAAAAGGUUAGGGGAAGUGCCAAUAUUCAUCUCAAUUUUGCUUUCUGUGCAUACCCGAACUUUUCAAGGAGAUAUUCAUUAUUAGGAAUUAUUAUUAGGAUUAUCAGGAACAGAAGGCAGCACAAUGGAGAUCUUAAAACUAAAAAACAGUAUUUUUGGAAGUUUCUGGGUUUUUUUUGACCAGAUAAAGACACGAAACAGCCGUAAAAGCUAGUUUCAAAGGCGUUUUGUCAAAAAAUUAUUUUUAUGAGCAAAUGGAUGAAGAUUUAUAGGGGUUAUAGUCGAAUAAUAAUUAUGUUGUAGUUCAAUUUUAUCCGUGCUCUGAAUAAUUAUAUUUUUCUUCGUUCAAAGUCAUCAUUACACGUGUUAAGUUACUUAAGCCGUAAUAAUAAUAAUUUAAUAUUUAUAUUGCGCAAAAUACAUGUAAAUAUGAUCAAAUGCGCAUAGGAAAUUAAAUUAGUAAUAGCCAAGGCUAAAGCUCAACCACAAUACACGCAACUCUAAUUCUACUGUUCAAUUUAAAACUAAGUUAAACCGUCAUAUUUUAUUUGUGAGAUCAUAAUUAUUAUUUUUUUCAGAUUUGAAAAACGUUUUUUGUGCCUUAUGUUCUCGUUUUUGUCAGAUUUACUCCAUUUUAGGGUCUCUCUAUGAAGAUGAUAGUGCACCGGCAUUUGCUUUGUUUAAAUUUGUUCAGGUUUGUUAAACUAGUUAACUUAUAUGUCACCAAUCUGUUGCAAAGUUUUUCAGAAAAAUUUUUUCUUGGUCAGAUUUAUCAGGUUUUUAAAGUAUUCUACAAAUUGAUCAGGGUCUAGAACUGAAAAUCGUUGGGUGGUGCAAUAUGUUUAUGCUUUGAGACUGUACCACAAAAUUAAAAGGUCAAGUCCACAAAAUAUCACACCUUCAUUUAGAUUCCACGUCAUAAGAGCAUAGGACUGUUGCUUCAAAACCCUAGUUUGGAUGCUAGUGCAGCAAUCAGAGGGUUCUCUACCAAUGUUACAUUUUUGAUUUAUUUGGCAAAUGCAAAACUGUUUAAAAUUUGAACAAGGAAAUGAUACAGUGGCACAAUAUCUACUUUUCAAACUCAGACAUCUGGUUUGAAGUACAAGUUGUGUAUAUUAUACUACUGUUAAUACUCUGUGUAUUUUUUACAGUCCCUUACAGCAGCGAUUGGAUUCUUCUACAGUCUAGACCUUCAUCUCAAGUGGCAGCUUCUUAUUCUGGUGAGCAUUGAAACGUUAAAGAAGGGUGAUCUAAGGUUUUCAGAAAGUUUAGGGACAGAAAAUCAAACUAUCAGUUUUUGAAUUGGAAACCCUUCAAGCCCCAUUCUACAUUUCUCGUGACUUAAAAAGCCCCGUUCAUAUGAAGUAAUUUAUUUGCGUUUUUAGGUACCGUUUAAGGUAGCUGUGACGUGUGUAGGCUUGGCACUGUCUGUUAUCCAAUAUGGAGUAGAUAAUUGACCACUCCAUAAAAUACAAUCAUAACAUACCAUAAUGCUCUUUGUUUUUCACCACAAAAUUUUGCAUAAGCAUUGUCUUCAGUUUCUCUUGGGAGUUAAAAUGGCCCCAAGAGAAACUGAAAACAAUGCUUAUGCAAAAUUUGGGGGUGUCAAACAAAGAGCAUUAUGGUAUGUUAUGGUAUUUCUGGAGUGGUCAAUUAAAGGAGAGCAACAAAACCUGUCAUUGUCAGACUUGUAGUGCUGUCAAGGAAAUGAUACUUUAACGUUUCUCAUCCCCCCUUUCCCUCCACGCCCUUCCUCUUCAAUCCAAGGCAAGGGUGGAUUUCCUUAUGUAGGUGGGGUCUGUACACACCAGUGUCUUCUCCACAAAUGAAUUCUGAUCCUGUUUUGUCUUUCUUAACAGAUAAUUUCUUCAUUUAGUGGAACACUUGGUUUCUUUUUGGUGGAAUGGAAAGCAAGGAGAAUAGCUAAUUCAGGAUAUGGUCCCCUUAAUUAA
Porites lobata is the source of this 20143-nucleotide messenger RNA. The record is from the annotation of a GenBank genome assembly. Lineage: Eukaryota; Metazoa; Cnidaria; Anthozoa; Scleractinia; Poritidae.